AUGAAUUCUGAAGAUACCUAUCAUUCUGUGCAAGAGUGCUACGGAGGCGUUGCAAAACAGGCCGGCCCUGAUAGCCAAAGGGCCUAUGAACGCAAGGUCGCGACCGCAUUUGGGUAUGAUCUAGAGGAGUUGCGCUCUAUUCCAGCCAACGCGAAUCUAGGUGUCAGCUGCGGGAAUCCGCUAGCAACAGCAAAUUUAGGAAAGGGCGAGACUGUGGUUGACUUGGGUAGUGGCGGGGGCAUCGACGUUCUGUUAGCCGCAAAGAAGGUUGGACUGGAAGGAAAGGCUAUCGGUAUUGACAUGACGAAGGAUAUGCUGGAAUUGGCCCGUCGAAACGCGAAGAAUGCUGGCGCCUCAAAUGCAACUUUUAUCGAGGCUUUCAUUACUUCUAUCCCGAUGCCAUCAUCUAGCGUCGAUUGCAUCAUCAGCAACUGUGUGGUAAACUUGGUGCCGGAAGCCGAGAAACCCCUUGUCUUCCAUGAGAUGUUCCGCCUGCUGAAGCCGGGAGGUAGGGUUGCAAUCAGCGACAUUCUGGCAAAGCGAGAGCUUCCGAUGGAAAUCAAGACAGACCUUUCCUUGUAUGUUGGUUGUAUCGCGGGCGCCAGCCAGGUCAGCGAUUAUGAAAGAUAUUUGAAAGAAGCAGGAUUUCAAGACGCCUUGAUUCUGGACACCAAUAGCGACCUGAACAUUUACAAGGAAAUGUGGCAAAGCGAAAAGGUCAACGAAUCGGGCCCUACUAGCUCAUGUUGCGAUACGAGGAGAUCUAGACCGGCCGGGGGAGAUGAAGAUGGCGGACGUGGAUUUUAA
Messenger RNA from Penicillium canescens, 807 nucleotides. RefSeq lists its product as uncharacterized. The transcript has 4 exons. Bases 1 to 807 code for a protein of 268 amino acids. The record is from RefSeq and is a predicted model, not a curated record. Gene Ontology annotation, molecular function: methyltransferase activity. NCBI's taxonomy places the organism in Eukaryota, Fungi, Ascomycota, Eurotiomycetes, Eurotiales, Aspergillaceae.